Molecule: messenger RNA, 3207 nt
Organism: Hevea brasiliensis (rubber tree)
Lineage: Eukaryota; Viridiplantae; Streptophyta; Magnoliopsida; Malpighiales; Euphorbiaceae
Product: phosphatidylinositol 4-phosphate 5-kinase 1
Exons: 8
Coding region: 199-2364 (721 amino acids)
Biological process (GO): phosphatidylinositol metabolic process
Molecular function (GO): ATP binding; 1-phosphatidylinositol-4-phosphate 5-kinase activity
Source: RefSeq, a predicted model, not a curated record
UUAAUAAUUUGUUUUCCAAUUGUCUAAUGGUUUUGCCUUCCCUCGCAUUCUCCUCUCUCAUAUUCCGUGUUUCUUCUUCUUCUUCUGUUCUGAUAGAAAGAUUCUGUCUGAGUCAUUCAUUUCCAUCUCAGAGUGCCAAACAAAGCCUUAAAUAAUGUAAUAAAACCUAAAUAUAAUAAAAGAUUCAGCAAUUGCCUAAUGCAAGAGACGCUCCUCGGUGUAUUUCAACCCAACUCCGCCGCAGAUAAAGAAGACAAACAAAUCGAACUCCUUGUCCCGUCUCCUUGCCACUUGGUGGGCACCCGGACCCUAUCGCAGCCCAGCUGCCGGCGCGUGAAUCCCACGCGCGGCGAAAUCACAGCCGUUGUUUCUGAAAGGAUCCUCCCCAACGGCGACAUUUACACCGGGACUUUGUCCGGUAGCGUGCCUCACGGGAAGGGAAAGUACCUGUGGUAUGAUGGCUGCAUGUACGAAGGUGAGUGGAAGAGAGGCAAAGCCUGCGGGAAUGGCAAGUUCUCAUGGCCGUCAGGAGCCACAUACGAGGGCCAGUUUAAGGACGGCCGGAUGGACGGUCACGGCACGUUUAUAGGCCUCGACGGUGACACAUACAAAGGGCAGUGGCUGUCAGACCGGAAGCACGGCUUUGGUGAGAAGCGGUACGCCAAUGGAGAUGUGUACCAAGGCUGGUGGAGGUCCAACUUGCAGGAUGGUGAAGGGAAGUACAGGUGGAGCAAUGGGAACGAAUACUCCGGCCAGUGGAAGCAUGGGGUGAUUGAUGGAAAGGGUGUUUUGAUUUGUGCCAACGGGAACAGAUAUGAAGGGCUGUGGGAAAAUGGUGUUCCUAAAGGGAAAGGGGUCUUCACUUUUUCUAAUGGGAAUAACAGAAAUGAAGGGAAUUUCAAGGAUGCUAGGAAGAGGUCGUCUGUGGAUUCCAAUGUUCCCAGGAUUUGUAUAUGGGAAUUGGAUGGAGAAGCUGGAGAUAUUACCUGCGAUAUUGUUGACAAUUUGGAGGCUUCAAUAAUGUCAUAUGAUGAUAAAGAUGGUGACAGUAAUGUUAAUGGUAAUGGUAAGGAGAAUCACAAUGCCAGAGCAAGAGAGGCUGGGCAGUGCCAGAAAAGCCCUUGUAGCUCUGCUGAUGAUGAUGUUAAGAAACCAGGGCAAACGAUUUCAAAAGGGCAUAAGAAUUAUGAUCUAAUGCUUAACCUUCAAUUGGGUAUCAGGUAUUCUGUGGGGAAGCAUGACUCGAUGAUAAGGGAACUGAGGCAAUGUGAUUUUGAUCCCAAGGAGAAGUAUUGGACGAGGUUUCCACCGGAAGGAUCAAAAUCUACGCCGCCACAUCAGUCAGUUGACUUCAAAUGGAAGGAUUACUGUCCCAUGGUUUUCAGACAUCUGAGGGAAUUGUUUGCAAUAGAUCCGGCGGAUUACAUGGUAGCUAUUUGUGGAAAUGAUGCACUUAGGGAAUUUUCUUCCCCUGGAAAGAGUGGAAGCUUCUUUUACCUGACGCAAGACGACAGAUUUAUGAUAAAAACUGUGAAGAAAUCCGAAGUUAAGGUUCUCAUUAGGAUGCUUCCAAGUUAUUACCAACAUGUUUGCCAGUACAAGAACUCCUUAGUAACAAAGUUCUUUGGUGUACAUUGUGUGAAAUCAGUUGGAGGUCAAAAGAUCCGUUUUAUUGUAAUGGGCAAUUUGUUUUGUUCCGAGUACCGUAUCCAUAAACGCUUUGACCUGAAGGGUUCUUCUUAUGGCCGCGCUACUGACAAAGCUGAGGGACAAAUUGAUGAGACAACCACACUUAAAGACCUGGAUCUUAAUUUCAUUUUUCGCCUUGAACGGUCAUGGUAUCAAGAACUCAUCAGGCAAAUAUAUAGAGAUUGUGAGUUCUUAGAAGCUGAAGGGAUCAUGGAUUAUAGUCUUUUAAUUGGUCUUCACUUCCGUGAUGAGGUGAAGAUGCCACUAAAAGUCCUUUAUUUUGAAAAAAGAAAUAUGUGUCAGGAUAAGACCUCAAUGCGAGGUUAUCACCUGCUGCCAGAUAUGGAUUGGGUUAUGGAAGGACGGGGCCCAUUUAUCCGGCUGGGGGCGAACAUGCCUGCGAGAGCGGUGUGUGUGCCAAGAAUAGAGUUAGACCAGUACGCAGGUGGUGGAGGCAUCAAUUCAACACCUUCACAGGUUGUUGGUGAGAUCUUUGAGGUGGUUCUCUACUUUGGUAUCAUUGACAUUCUCCAAGAUUAUGAUAUAAGCAAAAAGCUAGAACAUGCAUACAAGUCCUUGCAAGUGGAUGCCACGUCGAUCUCAGCUGUUGAUCCAAAGCUAUAUUCAAAAAGGUUCCGGGAUUUCAUACACACAAUCUUUGUGGAGGACAAGUGAAGGAGACGGAAAGAGUGAAUGAAAAACUGGAUAAUUUAGCACUGCAACUAAAAUCUGGGUGAGACCUGCAGGAAGCAGGGUGCUGGAUGUGCGAGUUUCCUGGGCUGUGGAUGAAAUGCUGAUGUACCCAUGUAUUCAGGCUGGUUGAUAGCUGAAUUUUUUUAGAAUCACCAUGGUGAACAAAGGAAAUUUCAGGCAAAUAAAGUGAUCUUUCUUUGUUUUGGUUUAUUGUGAGAAUUGAGACGCCCAGAAACACAAGGAAACUGAGUGCAGAAAGUACAGAAAUGGUUCUGGCUGAGUUCAAAAUAGGGAGGGAUUGGAUUGGUGUAAAAAAGUGUACAGUCAAAAGCAAAGAAAGGAUGAAUAUCUGUUGUGUGUCCCCACACAUCCAAAGAGAGGGAGCGAGAGAUUGGAAUUGAGUGGAGCGUGUUAAACAAUAUUCAAAUUUAGAACCGAUGGUUUGGUCUGCUGGCUGAGCAAAGAAGAAAAGAGAAAAUGAUGAGCCUCUUUUUUUUUUUUUUUUUUUUUUUUUCUGACGUUCAUUCAAUCAAGCAUGUUAGCUUUGUUUUUUCCAUGAAAAGAAGAGAAAAGCGCAAGGAAAGAUUUGGGUGUUUCCUUGGCUCAUGUUCUUUAUUUAUCUCUUUAUUGAAUUCAAGGUUUGAAAAGUGAAAUAACAGUAUAGUAUAAUACUAGUGUGUGUCCCUUCAUGCAUUUUUUGAACAGGGCAAGAUGUCGGGCAGCAUGACAAAGCAAUGAGAUGGGGAUGCAUCGUGCCUAAAAUUAUCUUGCCCUUUUGCCGCGUCAAAAGUUACUUAUUUAUUAACCUAAAAUUUUAAGAAAAUA